This is a messenger RNA of Benincasa hispida (wax gourd), 1352 nucleotides long. Its product is annotated as Phospholipid/glycerol acyltransferase family protein. Gene Ontology annotation, biological process: phospholipid metabolic process. NCBI's taxonomy places the organism in Eukaryota, Viridiplantae, Streptophyta, Magnoliopsida, Cucurbitales, Cucurbitaceae. The record is from RefSeq and is a predicted model, not a curated record.
UUGCCCUCCAAAAUGGGUUAGCUGAACAAGUUUUCUUAUCCAUUUUCCUCACUUAUGCUCACUCUUUUCUUUCCCCGAUCCCUCUCUCUGCGUCAGUGACUCCCUCACGCCAGCAGCCACGCCGACGACUGCUGCCGAACGCUGCAGCUCGUGCCUUUUUCGCCUGUAGGCUGUCUCUGUGAUUCAAGGGUUUUUUUCUCUUUCACAGCGCAGCCGUCGGCCUCCGUCGAUCGUCGAUCGCCGCGGCCGCCUCCGGAAUUUGGUUAGGAGCAGUGGAUUGGAGUUUUGUCGGUUCCUUACAUCUGGGCAUUAUGUGGAUCUUUACUGUACAUCAUCCUCUUGCUGAUUUCGAAGCCAAACACAGGGGCUUGAGGCAUGUUCACAGAGCCCUACGGUGGACAUGGGACGACAUAUGGAGUGGGCAGGGCGAAUGAGCCACAUGUGGGGAAUUCCGAGGAAAAUGAUGUUCAUGGCAGUGGGUGCUUUUGCCAAGACUGUGGCAAAUUUUCUAAACACCACUUCUGUCCACAAUGCUGAUACUCUUAUUCGAAAUGUUCGAUACCGACCUCCCGGAGUGCCCCUCAUCACUGUUAGCAAUCAUAUGUCGACGUUAGAUGAUCCAGUCAUGUGGGGAUUCAAAGGUUUUCCAAUCUUUGACGCAACAUUGGGUAGGUGGGUGCUAGCUGCGGAAGAUAUAUGCUUUAAAAAUGCUGUGCUAUCUUAUUUCUUCCGACUAGGAAAAUGCAUACCUAUCACCAGGGGUGCUGGAAUUCAUCAAGAAUAUAUGGAUGAAGCACUUGAGCAUUUAAGGAAUGGAGAAUGGCUCCAUACAUUUCCCGAAGGUAAAGUGACCCAAGAAGAUGUGCCCAUCCGACGACUAAAGUGGGGAACAGCUAGUCUUAUUGUUCGUUCUCCUGUAACACCAAUAGUUCUGCCCAUUGUCCAUCGUGGUUUUGAGGAGAUAAUGCCUGAAAAAUCUGUCUUUGGUAGGAGGCCUCCUGUUCCUUUGUGGUGUAAGAAGGUUAAGAUUAUUGUGGGUGAGCCAAUUCUAUUCGACCUACCUAGCAUGAAGCAGAUGGCAAUUUCGAUGUCGCGUAAUUGGUCGUCUCCUCUACUAGGAUGGCCUGCCACUGGAGAAGGAGAAGGAACGAGGUUGGAUGAGGCUGCGCAGAGAUUCUUGUAUGCUCAUAUCUCAGAUCAAAUUCGAGGUGUUAUGGAGAAACUACGUACUCUAUCAUUAGAGAAGUUGAAGAUUUGAAUUUGCUUCUUCAUUGUUUUCAAUAAAUUCAUUGGAUUGUUUAGAUUAAACGCUUUAAUUUAUAUCAAAUGAAAAUUUUAUUUGAUUACUUUAA